Molecule: messenger RNA, 345 nt
Organism: Colletotrichum costaricense
Lineage: Eukaryota; Fungi; Ascomycota; Sordariomycetes; Glomerellales; Glomerellaceae
Exons: 2
Coding region: 1-345 (114 amino acids)
Source: RefSeq, a predicted model, not a curated record
AUGUCUGCUAUUAAGUGGGAUACUUGGAACGAUGAGAUCACUCAACUCUACGUCACUGAAGACAGAUCUGCGGAGGAAACAAUCAAGACUCUGAAUCAGAGACACAAACUAAGGAUCACUAUAAAACAGUUCAAGAAGCGCUAUUCAGGCCUCAAGAAGGUGCGCGCCAACGAAUGGAGAGCCAUUAAACGAGAGAUGCAAAAGCAAAAGGCCGCAGGCAAAGAAUGUCUGAUCUUCCUCAACGGGCGCCAGCUUGACCCUGAGCGGGUUGCUAGAGAACUGCGUCGAUAUAGCGGCAUUCGCGGUCGAGAUGUGGAGGAUGGUGGUGUCCCAAUUGGUGAGUAG